Gasterosteus aculeatus aculeatus (three-spined stickleback) is the source of this 567-nucleotide messenger RNA. NCBI's taxonomy places the organism in Eukaryota, Metazoa, Chordata, Actinopteri, Perciformes, Gasterosteidae. The record is from RefSeq and is a predicted model, not a curated record.
GUCAGCUAAAGAUUGUUCGACUGAAACCGACUGCUGACUGAAUUUGAGCCAAACACUGAACUGAGGGAUGAAUAUUAGAGCAGAAACGUGUGAAUGUUCAAUAAGACGUUCCUCUGCUUCUCAGCGCGCUCCUCCGCCUCCUCCACCACCACCAUGGUCAUCGACGGCAGUAACGCCGCCGCCGCCGCUCGAGGACCCAAAAAGACGUUCUCGGACGACCUCCACUCGACCUUCAGCUCCCCGCUGGCCUGGAUCCUGGUUCUGGCUCUGAUCAUCACGUGGUCUUGUGUCUUUGUCAUCAUGUUUGACCUGGUUGACUACAAGACCGUCUCAGGUCGCCCCCCCCCUCUCCCCAGGAAGGUUUUAAAGGACUCAGGCCGUAGAGGAGGCCUCAGCAGGAUCGGCUCGGACCCCCUGAAGGCGGUCAACGACGCCGUGGAGGAGUCCACCAACGCCAUCGGCGCCGUGUUGAAGUUCGUGGCCGGCCUGGUCGCUCCGGAAGAUGAAGAAGGGAAUCUCUACGCCGUGAGGAAAAAAGGAGAAUUUCUACCUUCCUAAUUAAAGGUA